GCUAACCAUAUAUUCUAGAUCCUGGAGACAUCGUGAUGGUAACGGUCAGCCUUAUAAACCCAGUCUCAACCACUCGAGUAAUUAAAGUUCUUACAUAACCCACGAAACGCGUCCCGUGGCAGUGGUAACGCUCACACAUGAUGCACCGUCCCGCAUCAUGUCAUACUUCGUCGGCCGGUCAUAGGGCUGAAAGCAAUCCCCAUCGCAACAAGCUACUGGAUUUCAACAUCAAGCAUCCAGAUACUGUAUAUAAAGCUAGGCCAUUUUCUUUCCGGCAUAUGGUGCGAGCGAAUGAUCCUGUGCAUGUAAUUCUUUACUCCAUCACGAUGUAUGCUCAUGUAACAUUUGUAUGUUCCUUCUCGGCACAAAUUUGCUCUUUUAGGAUCAGCCUCUGCCACACAAAUCCAUCGCCGCACGUACGGGAAAUCCAGUCUUCAUCGACGGCUGGUACACAUAUGCAUAUGUGCCUUCUGGAAACGCCAAUAGCGCCUUAUGCCGGGUCCGUAUACUUGAUUGCCCCAAUGGGACAGCCGAUAUUCCUAAACGCGGAGCGCCAAACAUGUCAAAUGGGACCAAAUGCGAGGUUGUGACGUCUGUAUUCGGUCAAUUCGAGCAUCAGGACAGCCGCCUGCGUAACACCCGGAUGAAAAUCGCUGCUCAUUUAUGGAAGUGAUAUAUGUACAUCGUCUUCGAAGGAUUCCAAACUCGAAAGAUGUCUGCAUGAUUGAACUGGCCCAUUGCGGCCGGAAAGUGCGGCGUUGCG
This is a messenger RNA of Pseudomassariella vexata, 763 nucleotides long. RefSeq lists its product as uncharacterized. The coding region runs from base 138 to 590 and encodes 150 amino acids. The record is from RefSeq and is a predicted model, not a curated record. The transcript is spliced from 2 exons. NCBI's taxonomy places the organism in Eukaryota, Fungi, Ascomycota, Sordariomycetes, Amphisphaeriales, Pseudomassariaceae.